CCCAACUCAGCAGAGGAACUUCCUCCUGGUUAAUUUCCAGCAGGAUGCAGGAGGCCUACCAGACCCAGCUGAGUGGCUUUGGAUCCCGGCAGGGGCUCGCUCAGCUGAGCCAAAUCCGGACGGGACCUAACAGUUAUGCCAGAGACCAACGUAGGGGCCGGUGUGGGGCCGGACGGGAGAGCCCGCCAGGCUCGGCAGUGGCGGGUGGAACGGAGGCGGGGCCGGGGUGAACACGCACCGGAUCCGCGCUGUGACGCGCAGAACCAAGGGCGGGACCUCGGCGGUGACGCUCGGACCCGGCCGCCCCGGGAGACCGAGGACCCAGACGGGCCGCGACCGCUGCAGUGCGGGGGCCAGCGUGGGCGGACCGAGGAGGCUGAGUCCAAGACCACGACGAGAUCCCGGACCGUGGACGCGGUUCGUCCCGGAGCCUGGCGUCAACAUAUGGAGCUGAUCCUGAGGACUAGCCCAGCUGAGCUGACUCUGGAUUCCACAUGCCAGCCAGAGCUGACCCUGAGACUCAACCUGACCAAGCUAACCCUGGAUCCUGCACACCAGCCAGAACUGACCCUGAGUCCCAGGCUAGCUGAGCUGACCCUGGAUUCCACAUGCCAUCCCAAGAUGACCCUCAGUCCUGGCCCCACUCAGUUUACCCUGGAUCGGCAGACAGAGGAGAGCCCCAAUCCCAGCCUGGCUGAGCUGACCCUGGAGCCCGUGCACCGCCAUCCUGAGCUCUUGGACGCAUGUGCUGACCUCAUCAAUGAGCAGUGGCCCCGCAGCCGGGCCUCCCGCCUGCACUCUCUGGGCCAGUCCUCGGAUGCCUUCCCUCUCUGCCUGAUGCUGCUGAGCCCUGGCCACGCACCUCAAUCAGUCUCCACUGUUGUGGGCCAUGCCCGCCUCUCCCGUGUACUGGAUCAGCCUCAGAGCCUCUUAGUGGAGACAGUGGUGGUGGCCCGGGCCCUGAGGGGCCGUGGCUUUGGCCGCCGCCUCAUGGAGGGCUUGGAGGUUUUUGCUCGGGAUCGGGGCUUCUGCAAGCUGCACCUCACCACCCAUGACAAACUGCACUUCUAUGCACACCUGGGCUACCGGCUGAGCAAGCCUGUGCAGGGUCUGGCCUUCACCAGCCGCCAGCUACCCGCUGCCCUGCUCAGUACCUUCUCCAGGGCCCCUUCACUGCAGCCACCCUGCGAGACUCCCAGCCUGACUGUCAAAACCACCCCAAAAGGCUCCAGGGCACCCCCAUUGCCACCGCCCCCUCCCCUCCCCGAACCUCUGCCCACUUCACGUCUGUCUUCUGCAACGUCCCCAUCAUUGGAGACACAGUACCAUGAUCUAAAAGGAUGCCCCAUAUUCUGGAUGGAGAAAGACAUCUGAGCACACCAGGACAAGAUGACUUCUGGGCAUGUGCACUGCCUAGCCCAGAAAUGGCCACAACCCUCUGUCCAUGCCCCUCGGGGGCAGCUUUUGCCUGGACAAGUGUCCUGGAUACCAGAGGCCCAGGAGAUGGCUCUGCAGCUCUGGCUUGGAGCCCUCCAUAUGGCUGAAUAAAGGCUUCCGUCAGGUGU
Molecule: messenger RNA, 1565 nt
Organism: Ochotona princeps (American pika)
Lineage: Eukaryota; Metazoa; Chordata; Mammalia; Lagomorpha; Ochotonidae
Gene: NAA80
Product: N-alpha-acetyltransferase 80, NatH catalytic subunit
Exons: 2
Coding region: 136-1374 (412 amino acids)
Biological process (GO): protein acetylation
Cellular component (GO): cytoplasm
Molecular function (GO): acetyl-CoA binding; N-acetyltransferase activity
Source: RefSeq, a predicted model, not a curated record